Klebsormidium nitens is the source of this 1498-nucleotide messenger RNA. Lineage: Eukaryota; Viridiplantae; Streptophyta; Klebsormidiophyceae; Klebsormidiales; Klebsormidiaceae. The record is from the annotation of a GenBank genome assembly.
UUCACCAGGUUUCACUCAGCCUUCAGGGUGCCCACAACAGCAGGAGAGCUGCUGCUUUUAGUUCCUGGCUGAGUGCAGGAGGGGGGGCUGGCGGCAAGAUUCGGCUGUGUGGAGCUCCGGCUCGUUGAACACAGGUUUUGGAGCAGGUGAACUUGACUGCCGACCAGUUGCCUUCCAUCAAGCUAAGAGGGGGCCACUGAAAGGUGCUGGACUGAAGCAUCAGUCAUUUUUCAGCUGUCUUUUUCAGGCACUCGGAUUGCAAGCGGAUGUGAUCCUAUUUGACACUACUCUUUGGCCUAGACUUCUUCACGGUUGUCGGGGAGCAUCUCAGUCGACAUCGCAUACCUUGUGGGUCCCACGGUCACAAGGUUUCAAGCAUGCCUUCUCAAGCAGUAGCUCUGCGCGGUUCAGCAGCACGGGCACUGCAGUUGGUUCCCAACGCUCAGGCUGGCAAGUCCUCCUGCUUCCGAGGCUAUGUUUGCCCAAGUCCAUUCUGUAAGGACGACUUCAGAGAGCUUUCCAGCAGCUUUGCCUGCAGCAGCUACAGCAGCGAGAAGUUGCUAGGGACGAGUUGGCAGCCUAAUGUGAGGCAGGCGCCCUGCAGAAGGACGAACAUGAAGGUUAGAUCUGCGGCUGCCCCUGUAGGGUUGGGGCCAGAAGACGAUGGUGAGGAAGGGGAUAUGGGGCAGAGUAGCACCCAAGACCUCCGGAACCGAUUAAAUGCAAUGCUGGAGGAUGAUAGCCAGAGCUUCCGGGGUGCGGACCUCGCAAACCUCAUUCGGGAGAAGUAUGGCAAGUCUUAUGAUGCCAUCUUCAUUCAAAAGGAUUUCAUGGGUCGGAAGCUGUUAGCGCUCAACAUCAUGUGGAAGUAUCAAGAGCAGAGAUCCUUCCCCUUGACUGAGGACGAGUACAUCUACCGCCUUGAUGGCAUUGCGGAGACUCUGCGAGAAUGGGGAGCAGUGUCAAUGGUCAAGAAUUCGCUGAAGAGCACUCGCGAAAGACCUCGGAUUGGCAAGGCGGUAAGUUUGAUGAUCGACCCCGAAUUGCUUGGAGCAAGAGGAAACGAGUGGCUCACAAGUUGAGUUUCUGGUCAAUUGCGAUUUGGCCGAUUUGAUGGAGCAAUCUUAAGAGUGUCCUUGUAGUGUCCGGAAGGUCUGUCUGUUCAACGCUCCAAUAGAAUGUAGGCGUACAUGUACAUUGAUUGCUUGAGCACAUUGCGUAGGUUAAGGUUUACAAACAUGUCAACUGUAACUUUCUGGUCGUCGGACAACAAACUCGAGUCCCCUUUUUGCUCUCCAAUAAGGAGUGUCGUCAUGGCAUCAGCUGAGGGCCAUGGUCAAAGAUUGCUGCGCUACAUCAGAUUAUUGUAACCGAAACUUCAGAGGUUAUUGAGCUUGCUGUCAGUCCAAUCUAGAAUUCUGAGUCGGUUUGUGUGGUGUCAGUGGCUACUUAAUGCUCAAAAUUGAAAGGAUGAUGUGCAACCGCAGCAAUUCAGUAC